AUGGAGUAUGGAGUUUAUGUUCAGCAUAUUUUUGAAGGUAAUAUGAUCUUGGAAUAUCUGUAUGUUGAUGACAUAUUACUAACAGGAAGUUGUGAACACGAGAUAGCUAAGUUCAAGAAGGUGCUGAUGAAUGAGUUUGAGAUAACUGGUCUAGGAAAUAUGAUAUAUUUUCUAGGGAUGAAGAUUAUGUACUCUGCGAAGGGUAUCAUUUUGCAUCAGCUGAAGUAUAAACUUGGGCUUCUGAAGAGAUUUGACCUGCUGAAUUAUAAGGCCGCGGUCACACCUACAAAAACAAAUCACAAAUUGGACUUUGAUCUUGAAGGUGAUGAUGUAGAUGCUACAACUUUCAAGCAGUUAGUUAGAUCUCUGAGGUGUUGUGGUUGCAUAUCAAACUGUUUGGCUUCUGAAUUUACUGCAUGA
Messenger RNA from Lathyrus oleraceus (garden pea), 420 nucleotides. RefSeq lists its product as uncharacterized. NCBI's taxonomy places the organism in Eukaryota, Viridiplantae, Streptophyta, Magnoliopsida, Fabales, Fabaceae. The record is from RefSeq and is a predicted model, not a curated record. The transcript has 2 exons. Bases 1 to 420 code for a protein of 139 amino acids.